AUGCAAGGAUAUCUUCACAAAGACCUGAUCGACGAGGGAUUCAUCGACGUCAGUGAUUUGCACAAGAUCUACUACGCACAAUAUGGGAAGCCAAACGGCAGGCCAGUGAUCUAUCUUCAUGGCGGUCCCGGCGCCCGCACAUCAAAACAAGACACCAGAUACUUUGAUCCGUCUGUGUAUCGCGUCGUACUGUUGGAUCAGCGGGGCAGUGGGAAGUCAACCCCAGUGGCAGAGCUCCGCGAGAAUACCACACAGCUACUCAUAUCUGACAUCGAGCUACUGCGAUCCCGACUUGGUAUUAGCAGUUGGGACAUCGUCUUCGGCGGAUCUUGGGGGUCAACCCUCUCCCUAGCAUAUGCACAAGCACACCCGGACAAAGUUCGCCAUUUGGUACUACGUGGAAUCUUCCUUGGCGAGGAGUGGGAGUUUGAUUGGACAUUGAGAGGGGCCGGUGCUGCGCUAUUGUUUCCCGAUUGUUGGGAGACAUUCCUCAGCCAUCUACCUGAGGACGAGCGGAAGGAUCCCCUCGCUGCUUACCACAAGCUACUGACCGCCGAGGAUCCCGAAACACGGCUCAAAGCAGCAAGGAGUUGGAACAACUGGGAGAUCUCCAUCUCAAACUUGGUCCCGCCUCCAGAUGCGUUCGAGAAAGCGGAUGAUGACGACUGGAAUCUGCAGCAUGCUCGCGUGGAGACUCAUUACUUUGUCAAUGGCAACUUCUUAAGAGGUGACAGGGCUCUUUUGAAGAAGGAAAAUAUGGAUAAGAUUGCCCGUAUCCCAGCCUAUAUUGUACAAGGGCGUUACGACAUCGUGUGUCCGCCCAGAGCGGCAUGGCUAGUCCACAAAGCACUGCCGCAGUCGAAGCUAUACUGGUCUUCAAUGUCAGGCCAUAGCGCAAUGGAACCCCAGACUUCGGAGAGAUUGAUCCAGAUUUGUGAUGAGCUUCGGGAGCAGUAA
Cyphellophora europaea CBS 101466 is the source of this 957-nucleotide messenger RNA. Its product is annotated as prolyl aminopeptidase. Lineage: Eukaryota; Fungi; Ascomycota; Eurotiomycetes; Chaetothyriales; Cyphellophoraceae. Gene Ontology annotation, molecular function: aminopeptidase activity. The transcript is spliced from 4 exons. Gene Ontology annotation, cellular component: cytoplasm. The record is from RefSeq and is a predicted model, not a curated record. Gene Ontology annotation, biological process: proteolysis. The coding region runs from base 1 to 957 and encodes 318 amino acids.